AUGAUCAGUGCGGGCAGGGACGAGAAAAACGGGUUGGAUAUUGAGAUGUUUAGGGUGCCGCCGAUUUCCAUCGACGAUAUACCGGACAUGCUGCUGUCGACCAUACCGAAAUGUGGCGGCUGCCACGAGUUGAUAUUGGACCGGUUCAUCCUUAAAGUGGCGGAUAGAACUUGGCACGCGAAGUGUCUCCAGUGCAGUGACUGUCGAGUGCAGCUUACUGAUAAGUGUUUCGCCAGGAACGGUCAACUCUACUGCAAGGACGAUUUUUUCAAUGGGUGCAGACGGUUUGGCACGAAGUGCGCCGGGUGCGAGCUGGGGAUCCCGCCCACGCAGGUCGUCCGCAGGGCCCAGGACAACGUCUACCACCUCCAAUGCUUCUCCUGCGUGAUGUGCGCCAGGCAGCUCAACACCGGCGACGAGUUCUACCUAAUGGAGGACCGGAAGCUGGUCUGCAAACCCGACUACGAGGCUGCCAAGACCAAAGCUGCUGAAUGCCUAGACGGCGACCAACCCAACAAGCGACCGAGGACGACAAUAACGGCGAAACAGUUAGAGACCCUGAAGACGGCAUACAACAACAGUCCGAAACCCGCCAGGCACGUUAGGGAGCAACUCAGUCAAGAUACGGGUCUGGACAUGAGGGUGGUUCAAGUGUGGUUCCAAAAUAGGAGAGCAAAGGAGAAAAGACUAAAGAAGGACGCGGGAAGGACGAGAUGGAGCCAGUACUUCAGAUCGAUGAAAGGAGGUUCGUCACCUAGGCACGACAAGCUGUUGGACAAGGACGACAUGAAAGUGGAUCUCGACAGUUUUAGUCAUCACGAUCUCAGUGAUGACAGCUAUGGAACAGUUGUAAAUAUGGGGAUGGAUCAGGAUGGCUCGUCGCCGCAUAGUGGAAUAGGAAGACCUUCCUUCCUGCACGGUGCUACCUCUCCUUCCUACCUACCUGGGCACACUCCCCCUCAUGGUCAUGACCAUUUCUCUUCAUAUCCAGACCAACUCUCAGUCUACGCUAGUUUAGGUCAAGGCCACCCGCCAGGUUUGCCUCUCCCCCACAACAUGCCCCCCGGCGCCGACACUGACAUCAGCAACGACAGCAGCCCUCGGGGGUACCCAGACUUCCCCCCGAGCCCCGAUUCGUGGCUAGGGGAACCGUCCAGCGCACACUACUGA
Molecule: messenger RNA, 1170 nt
Organism: Anoplophora glabripennis (Asian longhorned beetle)
Lineage: Eukaryota; Metazoa; Arthropoda; Insecta; Coleoptera; Cerambycidae
Product: LIM/homeobox protein Lhx3
Exons: 7
Coding region: 1-1170 (389 amino acids)
Biological process (GO): regulation of transcription by RNA polymerase II; neuron differentiation
Cellular component (GO): nucleus
Molecular function (GO): DNA-binding transcription factor activity, RNA polymerase II-specific; RNA polymerase II transcription regulatory region sequence-specific DNA binding
Source: RefSeq, a predicted model, not a curated record